Messenger RNA from Pararge aegeria (speckled wood butterfly), 3508 nucleotides. RefSeq names its product ubiquitin thioesterase trabid (gene trbd). Gene Ontology annotation, cellular component: nucleus; cytoplasm. The record is from RefSeq and is a predicted model, not a curated record. NCBI's taxonomy places the organism in Eukaryota, Metazoa, Arthropoda, Insecta, Lepidoptera, Nymphalidae. The transcript has 19 exons. Gene Ontology annotation, molecular function: K63-linked polyubiquitin modification-dependent protein binding; cysteine-type deubiquitinase activity. Gene Ontology annotation, biological process: protein deubiquitination involved in ubiquitin-dependent protein catabolic process; cell migration; protein K29-linked deubiquitination. The coding region runs from base 467 to 2422 and encodes 651 amino acids.
UUUUACCGUACUUGACCUUAUGCCAUCCGUGCCUCGAUGCAUUUUUGUUGUGUAACCAAAGCCAAGAUAUGGAGACGAGCGAUGCCAAGAUUAGUGUCAAUAUAAAUUAUUCGAAGGUGUAAAUAAAAUAAAAAAUUGUGCGGACAUUGGCUUUGAGAUGUGUCAAAAAUUCUAGUUAGAAUUUACGAAAUGUGAUACUGUCUGUACGCUAGUAGUUUGAUUGUCGCUGGCGUGAAAACAUUAAACCGAUGUGAGGUUAAACAAACAAUUCACGCUAGAACACAAAAGCAGCUGUUCAAACUACAAGUAUACGUACGAUCUAGUGGCGAUUUCAGUACAUAGUUAUUCCGUCGUUAAUAGUGAUAGUUUUGCAUCUGCUAUUAGUGCUCAAGAAAUCACAAAAAAUGUGUACCUCCUAGCCGAAUGCAGUGGUUGUCAAUGGUCACUAGGCCCAACUUAUGGUACAAUGAGUGAGGAGUCCCAGUCGCAUGAUGGCAGCAAGAAGAGUCCAUCAUUGGCUGCGGCUAGCGACACUGGGCUACCCGCCGAAGAGUGCGGAGCACAGGUUGAUGCCUCUACGCAUACUUCACAGACUAACGUUGCCCAGAUGACAGCAAGCUCAGCGCCCACAGAAGGCAACAAGUGGAAAUGUGACACUUGCACGUAUGAGAAUUUCCCACUUUCACGCAAGUGUACCAUGUGCCGCUCGCACAAACCGUCCCUCGGCGAGGAUAUAUUUAAGCUACAAGACGGCGCCAGCGCUCUGCCCGCACAGGACGACUGUGGAGCAGAAGCUAUAGCGGAAAGGCUGAAACCUCUGAGGAUAUCGUCUCCGCUUGGGCAGGCCAGCGCGUCUUCUAUAACCAAGUGGCCUUGCGCAACAUGCACGUAUGAAAACUGGCCGCGUGCGUUGAAGUGUGCGAUGUGCGGCGCGAGCGCACCGACGCACCGCCCGCACCCCGCGCACCCCGCACACCCCGUAGCCGUAGGUAUAAACGACAUCUGCAACAGUCAACCCCCCUCGCAGCAUGAGCUGGAUUCCAGCGGGCGUCGGUCCAAGCGGCGGAACAACACCGACUGGAUAUGGCUGCAGGCUUGUUUAGGCGUGGUGGAGGGCGACGCGCGCUGCGUGGACGCGUACCUGGCGGCGGGCGGAGACCCGGCGCGCGCGCUCACGGCGCCCGAGGUGGCGCUGCUCAACCGCGCCUCGGCCUUCGACCCCGGACACACGCUCGUGCAUCUAGCCAUCAGAUUCCAAAGACAAGAAAUCCUCUCGACAUUGCUUUCUCGAAUAUCGGGCGGUGGGCCCGGCCUGAAGAGGUCACCUUCUUACGUAGCUCCAGAUUUAGCGACGGCCAUUCGUCGACACAUCGCGGGCUGCGUUCGACACAAAAAGGGCAGCUUUCCGUGCCGGUACAUCAACGAGUUCUGCACUUUCUCAUUACCCUCAGAAAUCGAAGAGCUUCCAGCGGCGAUCCAGGAGCAGCUGUUCUCGGAGCUUCUGGAUCGCGACGCCCAACAGACCCUGGAGGCGGACCCCCCACUUAUUAAUUGGAGUUUGCAUCUCACUGUUACACUAGGUUCUCGCCUGUACGCGUUAUGGAACCGCUCCGCCGGCGAUUGUUUGCCGGACGCGGUGUGUCAAGCGGCGUACGGCGUGUCCGAUCGGGCCAAUGUACUGCGCACUGCCUUGGCCGACACCCUCCAUCACGCGAACCGCAGUUUCUACUCGCGCUGGACGGCGUGGGAGCGCCUGCAGGCCACGCAGCUGCACUACCAGCCCGAGGAGCCGCAGCUGCGCGCCGAGUGGGCGCGCCUCGUGGCCGCCGCCGCGCGCCCCGGCACCGCGCUGCACCAGCUACACGUGUUCGCGCUUGCGCACGUGAUGCGGCGCCCGAUCUUCGUGUACGGCGUCGACAUCGUCAACUCAUUCCGCGGGGAGGCGCUCGGCUACGCACGCUUCCAGGGGAUAUACCUGCCGCUGCUGUGGGAUCCGGAGUUCUGCUCCAAGUCUCCGUUGUGCCUGGGCUACACGCGCGGUCACUUCUCCGCGCUCGUGCCCAUUGAGCCUUACUCCCACCGCCACGCGUACAUCUGUCGCGAGCAACAGGAGGAGAGUGAAGACACGACGUACCUGCCGCUGACGGACUCGGACGGGAAACUUCUCCCCGUACACUUUCUCACCUGCGACGAGGUGGCGGAGGAGGAGGCGUUGGUCCGGCGCUGGGUGUCGGCGCGAGCGGGCGGCGGCGCGCUGGCGGCGGCCCAACGCCUGCACGCGCGCCCGCUGCUCCAGGCGCAGAUGCUGGAGGAGUGGCUCAACCACUACCGGCGCCUCGCCCAGCAGACCAGAGGCCCGUUUCCGCCGAGACUUCACACAGCCGCGGAGUUCUCCUCCGACGCUGACACGGACGACGAGUAACACACACACUACACACAUAACACGCAACAUAAAGACGCUGGCACACUUACAACACGCCACUCGCUACGCGUGUUGAAUCUAUUCAAAUCGGGAGGUCCCUUUAACCAGAAUUGCCAGGGGUUUAAAACAGUUGUCCUGACUCAUUUCGAUGUGUGGGUUUAUGGUGGAAAAACUCAAGAGAGAUUUUCCAAUUUCCAACUUACUACAAAUAAGUGCACAAUAACAGGUGCACCUAUUCUCUCACUCUCUUAGUACGAUGGGAUCGAGAGCUUAACGUGCUCUCCGAGGCAUUUAAGAUAAGCCCAAUACUAUUUAUUGGCUCGACCCGGGGAUCAAGGAUUUCCUGGUCAGCAUUCGAAUAUAUUAACCACUAGACAAACGAGGCAGCUGUCUAGUCAGUUCACUGGGGGCUAUAUAGCAUGUACCGCCGGGUGUUGAUCGCAUUAAGUAUAGUCUAUAUUUUUUCAAACCUUCGAAAUCUUUGACUGAAGGCGCCAUCUUAUAUAUAACUACUGUCCUACUAUAUAAUAUGCCGAGUUAGCCAGAAAGAUAGCGAGUUUAAAUUCCGCUUCUUCUUCAAUUUAUAUGCGCAUUAAAUAAAAAUCCUCAAAUUAUGUGUAGAAACACUCAAGUUACAUUAUUGACACAGUAGGUCACAAGUGUAGACAUUUACUCAAUGAGACACUGUUUAUUUGCAGCCCAGUGGACUGCAAAGCUAAGCGCAUAAACUUGCUGGCUUAUGUGUAUUCAUGUAAAAAAGCCAUUGUGGCACAAGUGUGCACACUUAGUAUUUACUUAAAAAGUGUGAUUCUCGUAAUAAUCUGAAGGAUUUGAAUUAACGCGGCAUGCGUAGCGUGGCUUCGAGUCGUGUGGCGUUUUGUAAGUGUGUUUCUAACCUAACAUACAUUUUGUGCUAUUGUCAAGCUUCUUACAAUCAUAUUAAAAAAUUAAUGCUACAUGUCAUGUAGAACUGCGUUUUAUAGACUUUAUUUUAUAAGAAAUACGGUUCAUAUUUACGUAAAUUUUAUUGUGAUUUGAAAGAUACUGUACACCCUUGUGUGAUAUCUUGUUUAAUUUGCUUAGUGA